AUGGAAAUUAAUUGGGGCCAAACAACUCGACUCAAGCCUCGACCAGAAAGAGAGUUAGAAGAUCCACUCGUGCAGAGAAAAUCUACCCUAGCUGUGAAGCAUGUACUUAUGCAACCCAAAAGAGAAAGAAGCUGUGCCAAUGCAAUUAAGAUCCCAACUGGAUUGGCCCUACCCGGGCCCACUGUGGGCCAUACUCUCCACGUUCUACUCUCACCCCCUCCAACUAUAUUUAUACCUUCCACUCUUCUCUUGCACUCCACAACUUCCCUUCCCUUGUUUCUUCAGUUUGGUGCUUCAAUGGCUGACAAUGGAGGUUCCAUCUCUUCAAGAAGAAUGUGGUGUUCGGUUCCUGAGAGACUUCAGCUGCACUUGGCCAUGUUGGCCUUGCAGUUUGGCUAUGCUGGCUUUCAUGUCGUUUCUAGGGCUGCCCUUAAUAUGGGAAUUAGCAAGCUUGUCUUCCCAGUUUACAGGAACAUCAUAGCUUUGCUCCUGCUACUUCCUUUUGCAUAUUUUCUUGAAAAGAAAGAGAGGCCAGCCAUUACUCUUAACUUCCUCAUUCAGUUCUUUCUCCUGGCGCUAGUAGGAAUAACAGCAAACCAAGGAUUCUACUUGCUGGGCUUAGAUAACACUUCACCCACCUUCGCAUCAGCGAUCCAAAACUCCGUUCCAGCCAUUACCUUUCUCAUGGCAGCCCUGCUCCGGAUAGAGAAAGUGAGGCUAAACAGAAAAGAUGGAAUUGGAAAAAUAGUAGGAACAAUCUGCUGUGUAGCAGGGGCCACAGUUAUCACUUUAUACAAGGGUCCAGUCAUAUACAGCCCAGCUCCACGGCUAGACAGACCCAGCACACAGAUGUUUGUUUCUCUUGGAGAUGCGAGGGGCAAGAACUGGACCCUGGGUUGUAUCUACCUUAUUGGCCAUUGCUUGUCCUGGUCCGGGUGGCUAGUGUUGCAGGCUCCGGUUCUUAAGAAAUACCCAGCCAGGCUUUCUGUCACCUCUUAUACAUGCUUUUUUGGGCUUAUACAGUUCUUGAUCAUUGCUGCCUUCACUGAGAGGGAUCCACAAGCUUGGAUUUUUCACUCCGGAGGAGAACUCUUCACCAUCCUCUAUGCAGGAGUGGUGGCAUCAGGGAUUGCAUUCGCUGUACAGAUAUGGUGCAUUGACAGAGGUGGCCCUGUCUUCGUCGCUGUUUAUCAACCUGUUCAGACUCUUGUUGUCGCCAUUAUGGCUUCCAUUGCUUUAGCCGAAGAGUUCUAUCUCGGAGGGAUCAUUGGGGCAGUGCUAAUAAUAAUUGGAUUAUACCUUGUUCUAUGGGGCAAAAGUGAAGAAAAGAAAUUUGCAGCAAAGGAAAGUGCAGUGAUCCAGUCUGCGCCAGAGCACGCAAACCUCAGGCCACAAGCUCACAUCAAGACGUCCCUCACUCAGCCACUGCUCCCUCCGUCAACGGAAAAUGUUUGACCAGCAAAACCCUACCUUUAACGACCCAGUUGGCUGGAAAAGCAAGCAAAAGCUAAAAAACAAGCCACUACUUAUCAAGAAAGCUUGUGUGUGUAUGAAGAAGUUGUUCUAUUUCUUUUUUUUUUUUUUUGGCCUUGGUUUAGUAGGAGGUUGAGGACGGGGGAGAUUUUGAGGGGAUGAAAAUGAUGAUCAUUUGUUACUUUUCAUGUGGCCCUGUGAGGCCUGAAACCAACCCCUUUAUGCUUUUUAUAUGUUAAAAUAUGGUUUGUUUUUGAAAAAAAAAAAAAAAAAAAGGAUAUGCACAUUAUAAUCAUAGCUAUGCUCACAGUUCAUCGUGGUUUGAAUCUAAUGGACCCACGACUUCUUUGUACUGCCAUCAUAACCUUUCGCCCCUAAACAUAAUUUUGGUCGGCAAUUCAUUAAAUUUAUCAUUUAUUA
Molecule: messenger RNA, 1893 nt
Organism: Manihot esculenta (cassava)
Lineage: Eukaryota; Viridiplantae; Streptophyta; Magnoliopsida; Malpighiales; Euphorbiaceae
Product: protein WALLS ARE THIN 1
Exons: 7
Coding region: 1-1455 (484 amino acids)
Cellular component (GO): plasma membrane
Molecular function (GO): transmembrane transporter activity
Source: RefSeq, a predicted model, not a curated record